This is a messenger RNA of Camellia sinensis, 834 nucleotides long. NCBI's taxonomy places the organism in Eukaryota, Viridiplantae, Streptophyta, Magnoliopsida, Ericales, Theaceae. The record is from RefSeq and is a predicted model, not a curated record.
AUGGCUGUUAUCGGAGGUGGGCCUAUGUUUCUUAAUGCAGUUGAUUGUUCAGGGGAAACAAAUGACAAGUAUUUCAUUUCCAACUUGAUAAAGGAAGUAAUCAUGGAGGUUGGGCCUAAAAAUGUUGUUCAAGUCAAUACAGAUAAUGCCCCAAAUUACAAGGUGGCAGGGCACCUAAUCGAAGCACAAUUUCCUCACAUCUUUUGGACUCCUUGUGUUGUGCACACCCUCAAUCUUUCCUUGAAGAAUAUUUGUGCUGCCAAGAAAGUGGAAAAUAAUUUAGUUGCAUUUGAAGAGUGUAAUUGGAUUAGUGAGAUUGUGGGUGAUGUGAUGAUGAUCAAGAAUUUUAUUUGUAAUCAUUCCAUGAGGUUGGCAAUGUACAAUGAGUUUGUGAGUUUGAAGCUUCUUUCAAUUGCCGAGACACGCUUUGCUUCUUCCAUUGUCAUGCUUAAGAGGGUCAGGUUGAUAAAGCAAGGUCUCCAAACAAUGGUAAUCAGUGACAAAUGGAGUUGCUAUGCGGAUGAUGAUGUUGGUAAGGCCAAGUUUGUAAAGGAUAAGUCGUUGGAUGAAUUUUGGUGGGAUCAAGUCGACUACAUACUUUCCUUUGCUGCUCCUAUUUAUGACAUGAUUAGAGUUUGUUACAGCGAUAGACCUUCUCUUCACUUAGUAUAUGACAUGUGGGAUGCAAUGAUAGAAAAAGUGAAGAUGGUGAUAUAUAAGCAUGAAAGAAAGCAACUAGAAGAAGAGUCUACAUUCUAUACUGCAGUACAUCAGAUUCUUAUAGACCGGUGGAUAGUGGCGCAGCCAGGAAUUUCCUUUAGCGGGGUCAUUUAA